Messenger RNA from Rangifer tarandus platyrhynchus (Svalbard reindeer), 281 nucleotides. The record is from the annotation of a GenBank genome assembly. NCBI's taxonomy places the organism in Eukaryota, Metazoa, Chordata, Mammalia, Artiodactyla, Cervidae.
UAGCUAAGUCGGUCCGACUCUUGCGAUCCCGCCAGAUGGACUGGAUCCCGCCAGACCCACCUGUUCACGGGAUUUCUCUGGGAAGAUACUGCCAUUUCCUUCUCCAGGGGAUCUUCCUGACCCCGGGAUGGAACUCGCAUCUCCUACACUACUCCUACACAGGUGGGUUCUGUUCCACGGAGCCACGAGGGAAGCCCUCUAAGGACCUUACAAGCUCUGAAAUUCCCGAAGUUGGCUUAAUUUCAGAACGCACAACGGGGCUCCACUUCCCGGCGCUCUAG